CGCAGCCUCGGUGGGGAAGCUGAGGCCCCGAGCCUCUCCGACAGAUGAGACUCGGCCUUGCGCGGGGACGUCAGGAGAACUGUGGCUAAGGAGAACCGCGGGACUUGGGCAGGGGUUACCUGAGGAGCCCGGACCUCGGAGACUCCUCUCGGCCUCCCCGGAGGAAGGGAGAGCGGGCCGGGCGGAUCUGCUCCUACCCGGGAGCCGGCCCAGCGGUGAGCUAGGAGAGCUUUGGGACCUCUGUGCUUUGCAAAAGACAUGAGUGGAGAGUAUAGAGGCAGAGGAUUUGGACGAGGAAGAUUUCAAAACUGGAAAAGAGGAAGAGGUGGUGGGACUUUCUCAGGAAAAUGGAGACAAAGAGAACACAGAACUGACCUGAGUAAAACCACAGGAAAACAUACUUCUGAACAAACCCCACAAUCUUUGCUACUACAAUCAACACUGGAUCAAUUUAUACCAUAUAAAGGCUGGAAGCUUUAUUUCUCUGAAGUUUACAGCGAUAACUCUCCUUUUAUUGAGAAGAUUCAAGCAUUUGAAAAUUUUUUCACAAGGCGUAUUGAUUUAUAUGAUAAGGAUGAAAUAGAAAGAAAGGGAAGUAUUUUGGUGGAUUUUAAAGAACUGACAAAAGACGACAAAAUAGCUAAAUUGAUACCAAAUAUAGCAAAUGAAUUAAGGGAUACACCUGAGAAAACCUUGGCUUGCAUGGGUCUGGCGAUACAUCAGGUAUUAACUAAGGACCUUGAAAGGCAUGCAGCCGAAUUACAAGCUCAAGAAGGGUUGUCUAGAGAUGGGGAAACAAUGGUAAAUGUGCCACAUAUUCACGCAAGGGUAUACAACUAUGAGCCCCUGACGCAGCUCAAGAAUGUCCGAGCAAAUUACUAUGGAAAAUACAUUGCUUUGAGAGGGACAGUGGUUCGUGUCAGUAAUAUAAAGCCUCUUUGUACCAAGAUGGCUUUUCUUUGUGGUGCGUGUGGAGAAGUUCAGAGUUUUUCUCUUCCAGAUGGAAAAUAUAAUCUUCCCACAAAGUGUCCUGUGCCUGUAUGUCGAGGGAAGUCAUUUACUGCUCUCCGUAGCUCUCCUCUCACAGUUACGAUGGACUGGCAGUCAAUCAAGAUCCAGGAGCUGAUGUCUGAUGAUCAGCGAGAAGCGGGUCGGAUUCCACGAACGAUAGAAUGUGAGCUUGUUCAUGAUCUGGUGGAUAGCUGUGUCCCGGGAGACACAGUGACUAUUACCGGAGUUGUCAAAGUCUCAAAUGCUGAAGAAGGUUCUCGAAAUAAGAAUGACAAAUGCAUGUUCCUUUUGUACAUUGAAGCAAAUUCUGUUAGCAAUAGCAAAGGACAGAAAACAAAGGCUUCCCAGGAUGGGUGUAAGCAUGGAACGUUGAUGGAGUUCUCACUUAAAGACCUUUAUGCCGUCCAGGAGAUUCAAGCUGAAGAACACCUGUUUAAACUCAUUGUCAACUCGCUUUGCCCUGUCAUAUUUGGCCAUGAACUUGUUAAAGCAGGUUUGGCGUUAGCACUCUUUGGAGGAAGCCAGAAAUAUGCAGAUGACAAAAACAGAAUUCCAAUUCGAGGAGACCCGCAUGUCCUUGUUGUUGGAGAUCCAGGCUUAGGAAAGAGUCAGAUGCUACAGGCAGUAUGCAACGUUGCUCCGCGUGGUGUGUAUGUUUGUGGUAAUACCACGACCACCUCUGGUUUGACUGUAACUCUUUCAAAAGAUAGCUCCUCUGGAGAUUUUGCUCUGGAAGCUGGUGCCCUGGUACUUGGUGAUCAAGGUAUCUGUGGAAUAGAUGAAUUUGAUAAGAUGGGAAAUCAACAUCAAGCCUUGUUAGAAGCCAUGGAACAGCAAAGUAUUAGUCUUGCUAAGGCUGGCGUGGUUUGUAGCCUCCCUGCAAGAACCUCCAUUAUUGCUGCUGCCAAUCCAGUCGGAGGACACUACAACAAAGCCAAAACAGUUUCUGAGAAUUUAAAAAUGGGGAGUGCCCUGCUAUCCAGAUUUGAUCUGGUCUUUAUCCUGUUAGACACCCCAAAUGAGGAUCAUGAUCAUUUACUCUCUGAACAUGUCAUUGCAAUAAGAGCUGGAAAGCAGAGAACUGUUAGCAGUGCCACAGUAGCUCGUAUGAAUAGUCAAGAUCCAAAUACUUCUGUACUGGAGGUGGUUUCUGAUAAGCCGUUAUCAGAAAGACUAAAGGUGCUUCCCGGAGAGACAAUAGAUCCAAUUCCCCACCAGCUAUUGAGAAAGUACAUUGGUUACGCUCGGCAGUAUGUCUAUCCAAGGCUAUCUACAGACGCUGCUCAAAUUCUUCAAGAUUUUUACCUUGAGCUCCGAAAACAGAGCCAGUGGUUAAACAGCUCACCAAUUACUACUAGGCAGCUGGAAUCUUUGAUUCGUCUAACAGAGGCACGAGCAAGGUUAGAAUUGAGAGAGGAAGCAACCAAAGAAGAUGCUGAGGACAUAGUUGAAAUUAUGAAAUAUAGCAUGCUAGGAACUUACUCUGAUGAAUUUGGGAACCUAGAUUUUGAGCGAUCCCAGCACGGUUCUGGAAUGAGCAACAGGUCAACAGCAAAAAGAUUUAUUUCUGCUCUCAACAACAUUGCUGAAAGAACUUACAAUAAUUUAUUUCAGUUUCAUCAACUUCGACAGAUUGCCAAAGAGCUAAACAUUCAGGUUGCUGAUUUUGAAAAUUUUAUUGGAUCACUAAAUGACCAAGGUUACCUCUUGAAAAAAGGCCCAAAGGUUUACCAGCUUCAAACCAUGUGAAAGGAGUACCAACCAGGACCUCCUGGGUUUAUUAGCAGUUUAAAGCCAUCUCAAUAAUGAGUGACCUCCCAAAAGUAAUGUAAUAGGAAAAGAGUGUCAAACUAAUUUAAGAAGUGAUAAAGUCGUGUUAAUUUUUUACAACUUCUC
Molecule: messenger RNA, 2907 nt
Organism: Ceratotherium simum simum (southern white rhinoceros)
Lineage: Eukaryota; Metazoa; Chordata; Mammalia; Perissodactyla; Rhinocerotidae
Gene: MCM8
Product: minichromosome maintenance 8 homologous recombination repair factor
Biological process (GO): double-strand break repair via homologous recombination
Cellular component (GO): nucleus; MCM complex
Molecular function (GO): single-stranded DNA binding; single-stranded DNA helicase activity; ATP hydrolysis activity
Source: RefSeq, a predicted model, not a curated record